AUGAGAGAUUAUAAAAUCGUUGUCCUGGGAGCCGGAGGUGUCGGAAAGUCAGCUCUUACAGUCCAAUUUGUUCAAGGAGUUUACAUUGAAUCCUAUGACCCAACUAUUGAGGACUCUUACCGCAAAGUCACUGAAAUCGACACCCGUCCAUGCACUCUUGAAAUUUUAGACACAGCCGGAGUCGAGCAGUUCACUGCCAUGCGUGAACUUUACAUUAAGAAUGGUCAAGGCUUUAUUCUAGUCUAUUCAGUGACCAACCAAUCAUCUCUGCGUGAACUCUACGAGUUGCGCGAGCAAAUCAUUCGCAUCAAGGACAAUGCCAACGUUCCUAUGGUUUUGGUGGCAAACAAGUCCGAUCUCGAAUCUGAACGCCAAGUAUCAUCAGAAAUGGGUGUCCAGGUGGCCAACUCUUGGGGCCGUACUCCCUUUUACGAAACUUCUGCAAAGUACCGACUCAAUGUUGAUGAAGUCUUUACUGAUCUUGUUCGUCAAAUCAUGCGCCGCGACUCUGCAUUUGGCGGCUCUGUGGCACCAUCUCUUCGUGGUCAUUCAUUCCAUAGCUCCAUUGAUGAGCCUUAUUACUAUGGCCACAACAAGCGCAUCUCUGCUUCUUCUAACCACUCAUCUGUGUCAGGAAUUAGCACAAAUACAGUCUAUGCCAAUUUGACUGCUAACUCUAACAACCUCAAUAACAAUAACAAUAACAACUACAAUUACAAUAUUACUUCUCCAAACUCAAACAAUACUCUUCACCAUGCUUCAUCCAUGUUCAAGCUCAAGUCUAAGACUCGGUCUAAGGAACAAUUACCACGGCUCCAUCAACAGCAGGAAUUGUCAUCAUCACAGAUGCAACAACUGCGGCAUAUGGAGCAGCAACAAAAUCAUCACUUACAACAGCAACGAGUCCAGAUUGCAGAGACCGAACACAAGUUGACAUCCAAGAUGUCUCGACAGUUUAAGAAGCAACCUCAGCCUUCUAAGUCGAUGCCAGCGCUGCGCAAGUCCAAGAAGACUAGCCUUUUGUCUGGCCGCGAAAAGGAGAAGGACUGUGUGAUUUGUUAG
Molecule: messenger RNA, 1062 nt
Organism: Magnusiomyces paraingens
Lineage: Eukaryota; Fungi; Ascomycota; Dipodascomycetes; Dipodascales; Dipodascaceae
Exons: 2
Coding region: 1-1062 (353 amino acids)
Biological process (GO): signal transduction
Cellular component (GO): plasma membrane
Molecular function (GO): GTP binding; GTPase activity; GDP binding
Source: RefSeq, a predicted model, not a curated record